This is a messenger RNA of Lentinula edodes (shiitake mushroom), 3939 nucleotides long. RefSeq lists its product as uncharacterized. The coding region runs from base 1 to 3939 and encodes 1312 amino acids. Lineage: Eukaryota; Fungi; Basidiomycota; Agaricomycetes; Agaricales; Omphalotaceae. The transcript is spliced from 5 exons. The record is from RefSeq and is a predicted model, not a curated record.
AUGUCUAUUCCCAUUCAUUCACGACCUUUGGAUCCGUUACUUCUGGAAGAUGGGCUCGUUUCGGGACUGAGCAAUAUGUCAAGCGUAGGUUUUGGGAAAUCGCCUGAAAGCGCCAUGGUAGAUGAAAUUUUCAACAACCCGGACGUUUGGAGUAUACAGUUUGACGAGGAAAGAAAUGCGGACUCUGCGGGUGCUGUUGAUUCCGGCCUCAAUUCAGGGAGUAGCUCAGCUCAAAAUGAGGGUGGGGAGAGUCGUAAUGUGGUUCAUAUCUCCGGAUCUUCAACCAAGAAGAGAAGACCGAACAGUGCACGAGUUCCAGAAGGUUAUCAUCUUAAACGAAGAUCAAAGCUUCAGUUGGAAGCUUUCACGCUCAGACCAUUUGAGAGCAGACAUCGCAUUAUGCCGUACCUUUCAUCUGCUUCAUCGAUGUCGGAUUCUUCGUCAAUCGCAUCGUCGACGCCGUCAUUGAACUCAUCCCUUCCUACCAUUUCCGACGAGGAUAGUCUGCGCUCGAAUUUGAAAUCCGUCAAAGCUCCUGUCAAAUGGCGAGGAAUGCAAGAUAUAGACGAAGGUCCGCACAGUUCGCUGUCUCUCGUCGCUCUCAUGGAAUCUUCGAACAACAUAUCGCCUGAAGCUGGGGAGAGGAUGUCGAUUCUAUGGUCACACCAGAAUAUUUUCCGUGCCUUGCCCACACCGAAAGGGGUCGAAUACAGUUUUCGAGAAGAGAGUCCCAGUAGUAGUCAGCCUUCAGCUGAAAGCAUUGGCAGUACUAUGCAUGCCGUCACCCGUGCAUUUCCCCUCUUGGAAACACAGGGGGAUUCGUCUCAACCGGGUGUCAUGAAGCCCAGGCGUAAUGUUCCUCCAUUAACAAUCUCGACUACUACUCGGACAACAACCACGACUAUAACUCAAGUCGUGACAAUACAGUCUCCUGCAAAGUCGUCCCCUGCCAGUAUCACCGUCGUCAGCGCCUCGGCUACAUGGAGCAUUUUGGAAUUAUACGGAGAUUCCCCGAAGCCUAGUCCGAAACUCCCGAAAACGUCUGGACACCUCGAUCGUUCAUUCAAGCCAUCGGACCUGCAGUUUCCUUCGCGGCCUCGUCUACCUCCCAAGUCGGCUUUUGCUUCGAAUUUCCCUUCAGGGCAGUUGCAAUCAGAGCUCACUUCAAGGAUAGUUGAACUUCCGGCCAAUUUCGUAAAUCCAGACCUGAAACCGAAGCUGAAAGGUGCAUCCUCACAAAUGAAGUCAGACGUGGUGAAGAAAGACGCAGCCCUUUCGGGCAGUCGGAAAAAUGGGAAAGUUCGACCAUUGCCCCAAGUUCCUCGAGAUCAUUCACCACCUCCACCAGUGCCCAUGAUUCCUUUCAAAGUUACUUCCCCUCCUACGACAAUGAUAGUAUCGGCAGCCGUCGGUGCAUCAAAUCCGUCAUUCGGCUCCCUCCCAUCUGAUUCGGAAAGCCGGUCGACAUUGGGACAUCCAUCUGCUUCGCCCUUCCCGCGCUCCCACAAAGCACACUCUGAUGUCGCUUCUUCGGAAGCAUCACUUCGAACGAAGAAAUCAGCGCUGCGUACUAGAAUGCCGCCACCGCCACCGUUACCCUUGGAUAGUCCUUUACCUGCUUUGCCCGCCAAUGCAAUCCAAGAAUUGCAGGGUCCUAUAGAGGGUUUGAAGAUAAUAGAACCUCUAGCGAUCCCCAUAAUGCAGCAAUCGAAAGCUCCUGAGAAUAAGGCUGAUGAAGUGAAAGAGACAGGGAAAGCUAAUGGAGCGAAGCUGGAGGAGAAAGUAUCAAUUUUACCUGCCCCUACUCAAUCAAAUGAGGAAGAGCAAACAGCUGGGGCUCCUGCACGGCCCAGUCGCACAAAUGUAAUCUCUCCUCUUCCUUCCCCUCUUCUUGAAAGGCUGCAUGCGUUGGAAUCAUUACCAGGAAUGAAGGAACUUUUGUCCCCACCUGCUAUCUCAAGACAUAAGCCCAGUGCAUCGGAGCCGUUACCAGGAUCAACCCAUCUUAAUUCGCCUUCACCUGGACCUAAGAGAGGCUUACAAAAGUCAUCUUCUAGAUCUUCCAUGCCACGGCUCACUCCAACUGUAUAUUUUCCCGAUGCAUCUACCUUAGCCAAACGCUUGCGAGAGGACUCUGCUACUCGAAUUCGACCCCCUCUGGAAUCUGAUUUGCACAUCAUCAUUACUGGUCCUGAAGUACAAGAGAACGUAGGGCAAGCUCCAUCGGUAGAGUCAAACGCCUCAGGUACUAGAGAGGUCGAAGCCUCGUUGACUUCCGCUCGUUUCACUGAUUCGUUUCCCGUGUCCGUGUCGACGCCCCUCGUUCUUCAUAAGGACCAUAUGAAAAUAGACAUUGCUCAAGUCUCCUCUAGUGGCUUCCCACUAUAUUCUCAAAGUGUAGGUGGAAAAGUGGAUUUCCCGUCCGUAGACCGGAUCCCUUCGCCUUUCCGAGUCACAAAUCCCCGACAACAAUCACCCGCACCUAAGAUGUCUAUGCCUCGGGAAGCGCUUCUUCCUACGCACAGAAAGGGAGUUUCUAUGAGCUCAGGCGACGCGAGACCGGCUGUCAAGGUUCAUAACAAGUCAUCAUCAGUAGGUUCCUUCAGAAUACCUGUUGUCGAGCACCCCUUUCCCGAUGUAGCCACCUUAGCGAAAAGGUUGGCGGCAAGAAAGAACCCCACUGGAUCCCUGCCAUCGUUCAAAGGAAAGACCUCUGACAAAAAUCUUUCGAAUUAUCGCCCCCAUGUCUCUUCAUCGGCUUCGGAUAGUGUGAUUCCCAGACAACACCAGAAAGAAGGCUCGAAUGUACCUUUGAAGCAUACUGACCGGAACCAAGUACCCCCUUCUGCAGUUCCUCGCCCAUCGCACAAGAAGAACGCUUCGACUUCUGCACUUCAUCAGAAAACUGACGCCGGUAAUCGAUCGAUAAAGAAAGUGUCGUCCCAUUCUUCACUGCGAAGUCCUGAUACCCUCGCUCUGGCUCCAGAUAUGGCUGGUCGUUUCAGGAACGGUUCAUCAUCCAUGCGACGUCCUAUCAUCCUUGAUGUACCCCUUCCAGAUGCCCGCAUGCUUGCUCAGCGAAUGAAAGCGCCAUCCGCCACCAGUAGUCGCCCAUAUGGCGAAGUUUCUGAUGCUUUCACUCCUUCCACGAUAUCAGCGGAUGUGGACUCAGCCCUUCCCCAGACGCGAUUCAAUCAGGACAGUAGUACAGAAGAUCAGAUUCUACUAGCAGCACCAGAACCGGUCGUGGCUACUACACCGUGGGUCUUUCUACCAAGUGAACGAUUGACAGAGUCUAUCUCUCCUCCGAUACAAGCCAAUAGUGUUCCGAAAAAUGAUUUAUUAACUGAAUCAAACAAGGAAGCUUCGAAGGCUGUAUCGAGACGUUCCCGUUCUGUGUCCGGAGCCAGAACCCCGAAAGCCCCUUUGCCGCCACUGCCUCCUCAUGUGGUACGCAGCUCUCCCCUUCACCCGGUUCCAAAUAGUGAUUCGGUAUCACGGACCCCAUCGCCAGGACCCAGUAUCCUCAUCAGAAGCAAGGUUGCUUCCCCUGCUCCCUCAACCAUGCAUGUGCGGUUUCAAUCUAUCAACAAGCAUCCCUUUCCUGCUGUAGCUGUUCCGAUAGUCAAAGCUGAACUUGAAAAGUCUCUUGACCGUUCGGAAAGCCAUCGUGGUCGUCAAUCGUCGAAUACGAAAGUUGUUCCACCUCAGGGUCGCUCCGCGUCGGUUCUUCCGCCCUCGAGAGAGACCAUUAGUAGUCGGAGGUCUGUAUCAGUGGCUGCCUCCUCGAGGAAUCAUCCUCUCCCUCCGAUACCGAUUACACCCGCUGAGGACUACAGUUCUGAUAGCCCAGUAAGUGCCGGAUCCAGGGGUCGUGUAUCGCCAUUCCCUUCAAGACCUGUUUCCCGAUCAUCUACUAUCACGACGAGUUUAUUUUGA